Bursaphelenchus okinawaensis is the source of this 4456-nucleotide messenger RNA. The record is from the annotation of a GenBank genome assembly. Lineage: Eukaryota; Metazoa; Nematoda; Chromadorea; Rhabditida; Aphelenchoididae.
AUGUCCGACAACGAGGAAUAGUAAGCUUUUUUGGUCAUUUUUAAAUGACAUGGUUGUUGAAAAUUUUUGAAAUUUUGAAAUUUUGUAAAAGAAGUUUUGUAAAAUACGGGAAAAGCAAACUUAUUUAAAUUAAGCUUUGGAACUAAAGUUAUUGCGGUUUUUUCAGCAGCGAAGAGGAGUACGAGGAGGAGGAAGAAGAAGAGGUAGAAGAGCCCGCCAAGGAGCCAGAGUAGGUUUGACUAGUCUGGUAGUACUAGAGAUUGGCACGGAAUGAAUAUUGCUUUUCAAUUAAUCAUGUAUACUGUAAUUUUAAAAUUUUCAAAAAUUUUAAGUUACAAAAUUAAAAUUUGUAGAGCCGAGCCAGAACCAGAGCCAGAAGCUGCCGCUGAAGCUGAAGCCGAACCUGAAGCCGAUGCUGAAGAACCAGCCGCCGCUCCAGCCGCUGAGGAAGAGGGCAAGAAGGAGGAGGUUCCACAGUGAGUUUGUUACCUAAAUUUUUGGUUUAUAUCUUUAUAUUGCUGCAUAGCACAAAAACCGUAAAAAAUUGUUAUCUACCCCCAAAAUUAUAAAAAAUUUUACCCUGCCCACUCCCGAAAUUAUUUUUUUUACCCCGCCCAUAUUAAAAAUUUUUUUUACCUCACCCAUCUUCAAAAAAUUUUUUUUUAGGUUUACCCCCGCCCAUACCCAAAAUAAUUUUUUUUGCAUCGCCCAUAUUAAAAUAUUUUUCGGUUCACCCCCAAAAAAUAAGAAAAUCUUUUACCAUGCCUACCUAAAAAUUAUUUUUUUUACUCCGCCGACCCCUAAACGAAAAAGACAAUUUUUACCCUGCCCACCUCCAAAAAUUUAAAAAAUGUAAGUACCGACUAACUUCCAGACUCCGCCGCGCUCCACCAAAGCAAGAAGAGCCGGCUCCAGAAUCCCUGACCGAAGCCGAGCAAGCCAUGCUCGCGGCCAAGAAGAGACAUGAAGAAGAAGAAGCUGCCAAACUCAUGGAUUAUGAACAACGUCGCGUCCUGGAGAGAGAAACCACCGAAAGAGAGUUGCGAGAGUUGCGCGAACGUCAGGCCGAACGCCGUGCUGAAUGGGCCAAGGAUGAGGCUGAAUUCGCCGCCAGACGCCGACAGGACGAUGAGAGAAGACGUCAGGAAGAGGUGGGGUAAUAGAAAUCAUGAAAGUUGGAAUUUAUUUUAACUUACAUCGCUUUAAAAAUGGCAAUAUCGACCGAAUUUUCCUAUUUCAAAGUCAAAAAUUUACGAGGGUUCGAUCCCGCUUGGAGACAAAAGACUCUUUUGCCAUUUUUAUUUGGAAAACAAAGUUUAGAACGCAAUUAUAGAGUUUGAAACAGAAAGACAAGACAUAUUAAUGUUAGUAUCAGUGGUAUUAGUAACUUACAUAGCUUUAAAAAUGGCAAUAUCGACCGAAAUUUCCUAUUUUUAGGUCAAAAAUCCACGAGGGUUCGACCCGCUUGUGACAAAAGACUGUAUUGCCAUUUUUAUGAUAAAAAGGCAAUGUAAAAUCAAAAUAUUUUAAAUAUAAUAAAACAAGAAGAUCUUUUACUAUCAUAAAAUAUUAUUUAUCUAACUUACAUCGCUUUUAGAAUGGCAAUAUAGACUAAGUAAAGUUUUCAUUUUUUGAGUCGAAAAUUCACGCGGGUUCGAUCUCCUGGAGACAAAAAGCUCUUUUUGCCAUUUUUAGUUGAACAAAAAAUGUAAAAUCGAAUUUUUGAAUUGAAAGCAGAAAGAUAAAACUUAUUAACAUCUAAAAAUGUAACUUCCAAAAUUUUGUUAUCUAAAUUCCACUUUCAGGAAGCCCGCAAAGCCAAGAUCGAAGCUGACCGUCAACGUCGUGAAGAGGAGCGCAACCGUCGUGCCAACAUGAUGGCUGGAGCCUUUGUUGGUGGUGGUGCUGUGCCAGUUGACGCUCAAGCCAAGGCCGGACGUAACUUUGUUAUCGUCAAGAAGGAGAAGUCGGCUGCUGAGUCCGCUGACUCACGCCCACGCAGACCUGGAGGCAAGACUCCUGAACAGAUCGCUGAGGCUAAGGUAGGUAAAAAAAGUCAAUGUAAGGUCGGGUGGGGAAGGUGAGGUAGGGUAAGACAGGGUAGAGCGGGUGGGUAGGGUAGGGUAAGGGGUGAGAAGCGGGCUGUGUAGACUUCGCCCGGGUUUGUCCAGCUUUACCAACGGCCGGGCCCGGCUUUGAGCUCACUUUGAAACUGGCUGGGCCAGGCCUGGCUUAAAAGUUUUUUGGUUGGACCGGGCCGGGCUUAGAAAAAUGAGAAGGGGUCGAGCCUAAACGUUGGUUAUGGGUAUGGACCGGGUCUUUAAAGUGUGGGGGGGGGGUAGCCCUUUUUCACCCAUAUACUGUAGCGUAGGGUAGGGUAUGAUACGGCAUGGCAACGUAUGUACCGUCAACCAAUGUUUAUAUAAACCAAUUUCAGCAACAAUACCUGUCGAUUGUGGCCCGUCCAGUCGAUGUGUCCAACUUGUUGCCAAAUGACUUGAAGAACAAGAUCAAGCAGCUUCAUUCCAAGAUCAUCCGUUUGGAAUCGGAGAAAUACGAUUUGGAAAAGAGAGCUGACCGUCAGGGUUAUGAUGUAUGUUAAUAUUGAAAAAUUUACCAAUUUUUAAAAUUUCGAAAUUUCAAAAAUUAAAAAAAAAUUGUUUUGAAAAAUUUCAAAAUUUCAAAUUCCAGCUGAAAGAACUGACUGAACGUGAGAAGCAAGCCGCCCGUAAGAAGGCCAUCAGCCGUGGCUUGGACCCUGAACAAAUCGAAGAGUCAUCUAACUCUGUCAUUCCUCCAAAGAUCAGCGUCGCUUCCAAAUUCGACCGCCAAACCGACCGCAGCUCCUAUGGAGAUCGUCGUGACAGAUACGAAAAAGUAGGCGCAAUAACUUUCUUUACAAAAAAAAUAUUGAAAUUUUUGAGUAUAGCAUGAAAAAUGGUGAGAACUUUCUUUACGAAUCAAGAAAUGGCAAGAACUUUCUUUACAAAACAUAAAAUGGCAAGAACUUUCUUUACAAAUUAAAAAAAGGCAAGAACUUUCUUUACAAAAUAAAAAAUGGCAAGAACUUUCUUUACAAAACAAAAUACUAAACUAUUAUACUUACCUUAUCAUGUACAACAUAAUUUCAGCCCGUAGUAAAGCCAGCUCCAUCCAUCGCUCACGGUACCGCCAGACCACCACCAGAAUGGGGUCGCAAGAACAACGAUGAAUUGGAAGCUCUUCGUAAGAACUUGGAACCCUUCAAGUACGUCGAACACGAAAAGGUUGAAGGAGCCCGUCCACCAGUCGAACCACGGCCAUUGCAGCUGCCUUCUGGAGAUGUGAGUUUAAAAUUAGCACUAGCCCAGAGCCCUAGUCUUGAGCCCUUACCCAGAGCCCUAGCCCAGAGCCCUAGCCCAGAGCCUUAGCCCAGAGCCCUAGCCCAGAGCCCUAGCCCAGAGCCCUAGCCCAGAGCCCUAGCCCAGAGCCUUAGCCCAGAGCCCUAGCCCAGAGCCUUAGCCCAGAGUCUUAGCCCAGUGUACUAGCCUUAGGCUUAGCUCCAGAUCUAACCUCAAACUUAGUUCUAGAACUGGUUUUAGGCUUAGCUCUAGAUCUGGCCUUAGGCUUCAACCUAGAUCUGGCCCUAGGCUUAGCUUUGGAUCUGGCACUAGGCUUAGCUCUAGAUCUGGUUUUAGGCUUAGCUCUAGAACUGGCUCUAGGUUUAGUUUUAGAUCUGACCUUAGGCUUCAAUCUGGAUCUGGCCCUAGACUUAGCUUUGGAUCUGGCACUAGGCUUAGCUCUAGAUCUGGUUUUAGGCUUAGCUCUAGAACUGGCCCUAGGUUUAGUUCUAGAUCUGACCUUAGGCUUCAAUCUGGAUCUGGCCCUAGACUUAGCUUUGGAUCUGGCACUAGGCUUAGCUCUAGAUCUGGUUUUAGGCUUAGCUCUAGUUCUAGCUCUAACUCUAGUCCUAUCCUUAGCCUUCUUUCUCGUCCUAGCUCCAUUCCUAGCUUUAGCUCUAAAAAUGGCCUUAGGCUUAGCUCUACCCUUAACCCUGGUGCUAAUCCUAGUUCUAGCCCAGAACCCUAGUACUAUUACUUGCGUCAGCUUUACAUCUAGUCUACUUCCUACGUUCCAUAUACCUUUUCAAGCGUCUAGAACUAAUUAUGCUAAAGCCAUUCUCAAAUUUAAACUGAUCAAUCAUCGUUUCCAAACGGUUUCAUGUCAUCUAUAAUCUCACUUUUCUAGCUUCAAACCCAAACUUUUUUAUCCCCAUACGCCUAGAAAUGUCAUUUCAAACACAUUUUGUCCUUUUUUCAUAAUGUCAUUUCAAUUCUUGCUUCAUGAUCAACUUUCAAACCAAAAAAAAACUUAUUUUCAGUUUGAAACCGGCGAAGAGAGUGCGCCCGCCGAAGAGUCCGCACCAGUCGAAGAGCCGCCAAAGACAGCGCCCAAGGGCCGUGCUGGACGCGUCUAA